CGGGCUAGGCCGGGAGCGCGCGCGAGUUCUCCGCAUCGGCCGCCGGAGGGGCGGGGCCGGGCACGUGUCCUCGGGCCACCCCUCUGCCACGUGACCGCCGAGGGCAGGGUCGCGGCGGGACCCGGGGCCCGGGCCGCGCAGACCCACAGGCAGCGGGCAGCAGUGACAGGCGGUGGGGCAGCCCGGCGGCCCCGGGCGGAGUCGGCGGCGGGCGGGGACGGCGCGAGGAGCUAGCGGAGAUCGCCGCGGCGGCGCAGGGAACCUACGCCCGGCGGGCCCCCAGGCGCCGGGAUGUGGAGCGGCCAGCCUCACCCGGACGAGGGCCACCCGCCGCCCCUUGAAGCUGUCCCAGUCCCCUGGAAGAGCGUGGGCCCCUGCAAAAGCCACAGGGAGUCCCUGGGAGGCCUGCCGGAGACCCCUGCAGGGGAGGAAGCCCAAGGCGAGGAGGGCGCUGCAACCACCCAGCUGGACGUGUCGCGCCUGCGCAGCUCUUCCAUGGAGAUCCGAGAGAAGGGCUCGGAGUUCCUGAAGGAGGAGCUGCACAAAGCCCAGAAGGAGCUGAAGCUGAAGGAUGAGGAGUGUGAGCGGCUGUCCAAGGUGCGGGAACAGCUGGAGCAGGAGCUGGAGGAGCUGACAGCCAGUCUGUUCGAGGAAGCCCAUAGGAUGGUGCGUGAGGCCAACACGAAGCAGGCGGCGUCGGAAAAGCAGCUGAAGGAGGCCCGGGGCAAGAUUGACAUGCUGCAGGCAGAGGUGACGGCUUUGAAGACACUGGUCAUCACGUCCACACCAGCCUCUCCCAACCGCGAGCUCCACCCGCAACUGCUCAGCCCCACCAAGGCUGGACCCCGCAAGGGCCACUUGCGCCACAAGAGCACCAGCAGCGCCCUCUGCCCCGCUGUGUGCCCCGUUGCCGGGCACAUCCUCACCCCGGACAAGGAGGGCAAAGAGCCGGGGCUGCCUCCCCUUCUCUCCCUGCUCCUCUGCGUGGUCCCCAGCAAGGCGGCUCACCUCACCUACGAGCCGGCCUGGCAGCUCCCGCCUGGGGAGCUGCCCGUGGCCCUCACCUCCGCUACCUCCCUCUCCUUUUCCCGACAGGUGGACACAACCCUGUUUGCGGAGUUCCAGGCCUGGAGGGAAUCGCCCACCCUGGACAAGACCUCCCCAUUCCUGGAAAGGGUAUACCGGGAGGAUGUGGGCCCCUGCCUGGACUUCACCAUGCAGGAGCUCUCAGCCCUCGUCCGGGCCGCCGUGGAGGACAACACGCUCACCAUCGAGCCCGUGGCUUCGCAAACCCUGCCCGCAGUGAAGGUAGCUGCCGUCGAGUGUGGUCGCACCAAUGGGUUCCGGGCCCCGAUUGACACUACAUGUGCCCUGAGUGGGCUGGCCUGCGCCUGCCGUCACCGAAUCCGGCUCGGGGACUCUGAGAGCCACUAUUACAUCUCACCGUCCUCCCGGGCCAGGAUCACGGCCGUGUGCAACUUCUUCACCUACAUCCGCUACAUCCAGCAAGGCCUGGUGCGGCAGGACGCGGAGCCCAUGUUCUGGGAGAUCACGAGGCUGCGGAAGGAGAUGUCACUGGCCAAGCUAGGCUUCUUCCCCCACGAGGCUUAGGGCAUGGCCCAGGCCUGGAGGGCGGCUCUGAGCUGGAAACAACACCUGCCCCAGGACAGACUGACAGACGGGGUCCUGGAGCCAGCCCUGAGCCAGAAGCUGAACGGAGGGACAAAUGGCCAGGCCUCGGAGGCAGCACUGAGCCGGCCCCAAAUGUCCAACCCUGGACAGGACCUCAGGAGGUGACCUCCUCUCCUCCACAGUAGUGCUGCAGCCACCAGGAGACUUUCAAGAAAGCGCCAAAGACCAAGGAGCUGGGAACCAUUGCAAAGGGGCUCAGGCCUUGGCAGGGGACCCCUGGGGCAGCCAGCACCCCCUUGCUAUCCCAGGAGCUAUUGCCUGCUGGUGCCUUGCUGGUCCCAUCUCCAGGGUAUCGUCCUCAUCCUUCCAGUUCGCAAGCCCUGGGCACCAGCACCCCCUAGUGGCCAUGCUUCACCCCAUCCCCAAAUGGCCUCCCCACCGAAGGCCUAGUGGGCCUGCCAUCCCAGGUGCCCACAGCGCAGCAGAGUUAGGAGGGGCGGGCAGGGCCUCCCCGGCUGUCUUCCACUCCAUCCUGUAUCUGCCAGAGAUUGAUCGGGCCCUCGUCCCCCUCCCUCCCUGCCGGCUGAGCCCUACGCUGCAGGGAGCCCUGCUCGCAGCCCUGCUGGGAGGAUGGGGGCACUGUCCUCCCAGAGUCAAACACAGAUGGGCCACAGGACGCCCAGGCCUCUUUUCAGCUGUGCCUGGCCAUUCAGACAACGGGGGCUGAGAUCGCCCAGCCCUGCAUGCAGGCCUGGGGUGGGGCGGGCAGGACCCGGGCCCCUCCUCACCCCACACGGUGCCGGGGAGCCAACCUGGACACAUCCCUCACCACGUCCAAUUUCCUCCUCUGAAUGGAAUGUAACGCGGUCUAUUUAAUAAAGGAUGGCUUUGUUGGUA
Cervus elaphus (red deer) is the source of this 2529-nucleotide messenger RNA. RefSeq names its product RAB3A interacting protein like 1 (gene RAB3IL1). The transcript has 12 exons. The record is from RefSeq and is a predicted model, not a curated record. The coding region runs from base 292 to 1611 and encodes 439 amino acids. Gene Ontology annotation, biological process: exocytosis. Gene Ontology annotation, molecular function: guanyl-nucleotide exchange factor activity. Gene Ontology annotation, cellular component: Golgi to plasma membrane transport vesicle. NCBI's taxonomy places the organism in Eukaryota, Metazoa, Chordata, Mammalia, Artiodactyla, Cervidae.